AUGAAACGGGAUUUUGAUGUCUUCCUACUUCCCGGUGACCUCUCCUACGCAGACACCCACCAGCCACUUUGGGACUCCUUUGGCCGCCUCUUAGAGACACUGGCUAGCACCCGCCCAUGGAUGGUCACGGAGGGAAACCACGAGAUCGAGUCUUUCCCGAUAGAAGAACACAUAAGCUUCAAGUCAUAUAAUGCGCGAUGGCUCAUGCCUCACGCUGAGAGCCUCUCUCGCUCCAAUCUUUACUAUUCUUUUGAUGUAGCCGGCGUUCACACGGUUAUGCUUGGUUCUUACACCCCCUUUGACUCCCACUCCGAUCAGUAUAAGUGGCUCCAUGCUGAUUUAAAAAAGGUUGACCGUAAAAAGACGCCGUGGUUGGUGGUGGUGAUGCACGCACCAUGGUACAGCACAAACAAGGCGCAUUAUGGUUCCGGAGAAAAAAUGAGAAAGGCCCUGGAGAGUUUGCUCUAUCGUGCUCAAGUAGAUAUCGUUUUUGCCGGCCACGUUCAUACCUACGAACGUUUCAAGCGGGUAUACAACAAGAAGGCCGACCCAUGUGGACCAAUGUACAUAACCAUCGGUGACGGAGGCAACCUAGAAGGUCUUGCUUUACGGUUCCAUAAGCCACAGUCACCUUUGUCGGCAUUCCGUGAAUCGAGUUUUGGACAUGGGAGAUUAAAAAUCAUAGACAAUAAACGAGCACAUUGGUCGUGGCAUAGAAACAACGACGAGAUGUCAGUUAUUGCCGAUGAAUUAUCUUUUGAAAGCCCUAGAGCAUCAUCCCAUUGUCGAUCGAAAUCGUUUUAG
Messenger RNA from Camelina sativa (false flax), 804 nucleotides. Its product is annotated as purple acid phosphatase 21-like. Lineage: Eukaryota; Viridiplantae; Streptophyta; Magnoliopsida; Brassicales; Brassicaceae. The record is from RefSeq and is a predicted model, not a curated record. Gene Ontology annotation, molecular function: metal ion binding; acid phosphatase activity.